Messenger RNA from Gasterosteus aculeatus aculeatus (three-spined stickleback), 3716 nucleotides. The record is from RefSeq and is a predicted model, not a curated record. Lineage: Eukaryota; Metazoa; Chordata; Actinopteri; Perciformes; Gasterosteidae.
UCAUUGUUUGAACUCAUGAAGGAGUGAUCUUAUUGGAGCAGAGUUCAGCUCUGAUCCAGUCGAGGACCUUGGCCCGUGUGCCGUGUCACUGGCCAAAUGCUUAUUAUGACUGGAGCAAUAGUCCAUUGUUUGCUUCUGAAUGAGGGCUCUCUGUCUUAAUCUGGCUUUACACUGCCGAUCGGCUCAGUCUCUUAUGCGCAGUAAAGUACGGGCAAACACUGUUGACCAAACGCCCCAAAUCAUUGUGUUACGCUGCACGUACAGCAAGACAGUGAUGUCAGCAGUUUCAGGAGUUUGCUGCAUGAGGUUUUGGUGCAUUUGGGGAAUACCAUUAUCCAAAAUGUCUUGAGUAUGUGAUUGUGCAGCACACAACUAAAGACUGUUAGCUAGCUAGCUAGAUAGAUAGAUUGGAGAGCUUUUGUUCCAUCUUUAACUCUACACUUACAGCAGGAAGACGGGGAAAGAUCCACACUGUGUUUCAGGGCCGGCUUGUGACUGCGAGGACUGGUAGAGGCUGGGUCGCCUACAUGUUUCUUUGUGCAUACAACAGGAUGCUGCUAGAGAGGGGGACACAUUUCUGUGUGGGACAUUAUACAAGACGUCAGCACAAGCUACUCUCAUAGAGCCAUGCAGAAGAGAUUCAUGGCCUUACUUGGUGAUGUCGAGAGAGAGAGAGGGCGAGAGAGAUAUUCUAGUGGGCCUCUCUGAUAGUGUGACCAUGUGCAUCCAGCAGCGGAGACAGAGCCCCAACAGACGACGGACUUGUCUGGGAUUUGGGUCAAGGGUAGCAGAGAGGAGGAGGAUAAGUGGAAAGAGGUAGCACAGAGCAGGAAAUAAGAAGUGGGAGUUUCUGAAAGAAAUAUACAAAAAGUGCCCUUUGACCCGUGAGUGGUUCAUGUCAAGAAUGUUCCAAAUAUUGCAGCGGACGACACUAAACGUGCCCUUUUUAAAUGGGGCAAUCUGCCCUCUUGACAAAACAGAACUGCGAGAGUUGGUCUGCUCUGACCUCUAGUGGCCAUAAGUCAGAACCGAGAGAAGACAUCCGCACCCACUCGCUGAUGGUUGACUGCCAUGUGGUGCCCUCAGCAUAUGUGCUGAUUAUGCACUUAGCUGCUCUACAUUGAAGGGUGUGGGUGUGCGUUUGUGUGAGAAACCACACUGGAGCUGCAUGCGGGUGGCUGAGAACCUGUCACCAAGUUAUUUUUCUUUGAGUGUGACUAUUGUCAAACCAACAGGACGGAUGCACCUGCAGGCAUUUUGUUUGACUUUUGGUUUUGCAUUUUGGAGACACUUGAAAAUAUGAUUUUAGACGCCACACAACUGAAACCGUGUAACAAAAGCCUCAAAGCUGCUCCUUGUUGUCGUCAUCCCAAGAAGUGAUCGAAUCAAAGACUAAAACACAAAGUCAUGUACAGUACACACGCCACAAAAUAUCUGUAAAAUGAUAAACAGCCUUGAAGAAGGAAGUGCAUCAACUAAUAGGGGAACUGGACUACAGUAUUUUUAUCCCCAAAAAUGGAAGAAUGCAAAUGCUGCAAUGCAAUUGCAAUUACUGAUAUAGCCUAGUGGCAUAAACCAGAGGUUCGGGCUCAAACUGUGACCUCUAACCACAUUCAAAAUGCCACCUCUCCACCCCCGUUCCCCCUGUUGUUAAUCUUUUAGAUCGGUGUCUCAAGUGCGUGCUGUAAUUUGGUUUCCUCACACUCUUGUCUGCACAAGCCCGCGUUACCUUUUUGGUUGCUAGGAGCCGAGUGACGUCAUAAACGGCGAAAAAAAACAUUCAAGCCAGUGCUUCCCCUUCCAGUUGUCACCAUGCUUGAGAAACUUUCUACACCGGACGCCAUCGACUGGUACAAAGACAGUUAAACAGAAACUACAAUCACUUGCAAGGUUUUUAUUGCAGACUCGCUCACAAGCACAAGCCGACAAGUCUCUGCUGCUCCAGAGGAGGUUUGCUGUCGGGGAGGAGUGUUUGAGCGUGUGCAUCAGUCUGCUGUGGAACUGCAGGAACAUGUAGUCUCCGGCGGCUACUCCAGCCUCUGACCUCCCCCCUCCGUCCACGCCUAGGGGAUAACGGACAAGGUGAUUCAGUGUGAGUGACGAGAUGAGUUUGAGUUAGGCCACGAGCGUCAGCCUGAGAGCGGAAAUGUCCGGAGCACGGGAGGAGUCCCUGCUCAACUCGUCCCUGCUCAACUCGUCCUUCGGAUGUGGCAGCAACAUGAGCAGUUGGGAGCAACGCAUGGACAAGAUGUACACCUACUUCUACUUGCUGCUCUUCAUCCCCGGGCUGCUGCUCAACACCACGGCCCUCUGGGUCCUCUGCAGACACAUUAGUAAGAAGAGCAAGGCGGUGAUCUUCAUGAUUAACCUGGCUUUAGCGGACCUGGCCCACAUCCUCUCUCUGCCCCUCAGGAUUUAUUAUUACUUCACACACACCUGGCCGUUCGGAAGAGGUGUCUGCUUGUUCUGCUUCUACCUCAAGUACCUCAACAUGUACGCCGCCAUAGUGUUCCUGGUGUGUAUCAGCGCGCAGAGGUGCAUCUUCCUGCUUCACCCAUUCUGCGCACGACGGUGGAGGCGGCGCUACGACCUGGCAAUCAGCGUCAUCGUGUGGGGGGUGGUCAGCCUGGCCUGCUCGCCUUUCAUUCUCAUGCGGAGCAACAGCAGCUCCACCAGUCCCGGUGAGGGCGGACAGCACCCCCCGGGUCACGCCCAGCUUUACGCGCCACAUUCGAGUGCGAGCCCCGGCACGGUCUCCGGUCCUGGCUGUUUUAAGGACCUGCCAAUGCGUCACCUGCCAGUCUCUCUGGCGAUCACCAUGAUGGUCCUUGCUGAGCUGUUUGGUUUCAUCAUCCCUUUGGCCUGCAUCAGUUACAGCUCCAUCCGCAUCGCACGCUCUCUCGGCCCAACACGGGGCCGGAAUGAGCCCGACUCCUCAACGCGCAGCCGACUCCAGUCAGUCAGCAGCAGCUGUCCGAAGGACAGACUCCCGGAGAGGCAGACGAACGCCGAGAAGCGGCGCGCUCUGCGAAUGGUGCUCAGCUGCUCUGCCCUGUUCCUGAUCUGCUUCGCCCCCUACCACAUCAACUUCCUGCUCUACCUGAUGGUGUCGCAGAACAUCGUGUCCCACUGCGCAACCAAUCUGGCGGUGCGUCAAUUCCACCCGGUGUCCCUGUGCCUGGCCAGCCUGAGCUGCUGCCUCAACCCUCUGCUCUAUUACUUCCUGAAUGCCGAGUUCAGGCUGCACCUCACCAGGCGCACCUCCUCCUUCUCCGGGGCGCUCCUCUCCUCCCCGAUCAGCUCCCCGACCCAGCGGCCCGAGCCGGCCAAACUGAUGAGCAAGGAGAGUACCUGCUCAUCAGAGGGUCUCUAUUCCACAGGUGCAUUUGUUUUCCCGCCAACAAAUGACACAAAUGUUAGCGUGAGACAGUGAGACUGAAAAAACAACUGACCAGAUAUCAAGUGGGACAGCGAGACGACCACAAACUAACACCGAAGAGCUUUGACCUCAAUCUGAAGAGUCUCUCACACUGUCCUGACCGCGCUGCUUUCAGAUGACGUGCGUUGGGUGGGUGUGUCAUCACAGCAGCCUUGUGUUUAUGUGUAUCUGUAUGUAUACAAGCUGCAGCCUGUUGAGAAACGCUAUGUAUCAUGAAUGUGUAUGCAAAUGAGUGUUAAUGUUGUGUAAAUAAAAGCGCUGUGUGUGUGCAGCUUGA